Molecule: messenger RNA, 3102 nt
Organism: Lodderomyces parapsilosis
Lineage: Eukaryota; Fungi; Ascomycota; Pichiomycetes; Serinales; Debaryomycetaceae
Gene: RIA1
Product: GTPase
Exons: 1
Coding region: 1-3102 (1033 amino acids)
Biological process (GO): cytosolic ribosome assembly
Cellular component (GO): cytosol; ribonucleoprotein complex
Molecular function (GO): GTP binding; ribosome binding; GTPase activity
Source: RefSeq, a predicted model, not a curated record
AUGAAGAUAUCGCAAGAUACAAUAAGCAAACUACAGCUGGACGCUUCUUGUAUUAGGAACAUUUGUAUCCUUGCCCACGUCGAUCAUGGUAAAACAUCACUAAGUGACUCAUUGUUGGCAACAAAUGGAAUCAUCUCACAACGUAUGGCAGGAAAGAUACGAUACUUGGAUUCGAGAGAAGAUGAACAACUCAGAGGAAUCACAAUGGAGGCAUCUGCCAUUUCCUUGUACUUUCGAAUUAUGAGAAGACAAAAGGGAGAUGAAGAAAAGAUUGAUGUCAAAGAGCAUUUGAUCAACUUGAUUGAUUCACCUGGCCAUAUUGAUUUCUCGUCAGAGGUGAGCACGUCGUCAAGAUUAUGCGAUGGAGCUGUAGUCUUGGUUGAUGCAGUUGAAGGUGUCUGCUCGCAAACUAUAAAUGUGUUGCGUCAAUGUUGGAUUGAUAAAUUAAAGCCCAUAUUGGUCAUCAACAAAUUGGAUCGACUAAUCACUGAGUGGAAGCUUAGUCCGCUAGAAGCAUAUCAACAUAUAUCAAGAGUAAUUGAGCAAGUAAACUCGGUGAUAGGCUCAUUCUAUGCGGGAGAUCGACUCGAAGACGAUUUAAAUUGGCGUGAGGCGGGUGAAGUUGGAGAAUUCAUUGAGAAAGAUGAUGAAAAUUUGUACUUUGUCCCUGAAAAAAACAAUGUCGUAUUUGCAUCUGCAAUAGAUGGAUGGGCUUUUACCGUCAAGACUUUUGCUGAGAUUUAUCUGAAGAAGUUAGGCUUUUCGCAAAAUGCAUUAGCAAAGACUCUUUGGGGUGAUUUCUAUUUGGAUAUGAAGAACAAAAAGAUUGCUUCUGGGAAAAAGCUAAAAGGAGGAAACCCGAAACCCUUGUUUGUGUCUUUGAUUUUGGAUCAGAUUUGGGCUGUUUACGAAAAUUGCUUAAUCGAGAGGAAUCAAGAGAAGCUUGAAAAGAUUAUUGAAAAAUUGGGGGCCAAGAUCUCGCCACGAGAUAUGAGAUCCAAAGAUUUGAAAAACUUGUUAAACCAGAUCAUGUCUCAGUGGAUACCUUUGAGUCAUGCCGUGUUAGGAACAGUCAUUGAUAAUUUGCCUAGUCCAGUCGAAGCACAGCUGGAGAGGAUAGACAAGAUUUUAGAAGAAACUAUUUACAGCGCAGUUGAAGGUGAAUUGGACAAGAGCAAACUUGUCGAUCCAGAGCUCGUAAAAGCCAUGCGUGAAUGUGAUAGCUCUCAUGCGGACACGCACACUAUGGCGUAUGUUUCAAAGUUAAUUUCGGUACCUAAUGAAGAGCUCCCAAAAGAGACAGAAAGAGGUGCGGACGUGUCGGCAGAAGAGCUAAGAGAGAGGGCAAAAAUUGCAAGAGAAUUAGCAAAAAAGGCAUCAGAAGCCGCUGCCGUUGCUCAAGAAAACAGAGCUAAUGACGAGUACACAAUAAAGCCGAAAAAGGAUCCAUUUGAUUGGGAGUUUGAAGAGGAAGAUUUCGAGCAGGAGGGUGAUGAGGAAGAAAUGGCAAACUCAAAUGAGACUUUGAUUGGUUUCACUCGUGUUUACUCUGGUACCUUGUCAAAGGGCCAGAAAUUAACUGUGGUAGGACCAAAGUACGAUCCGUCACUACCAAGAGAUCAUGAGAAGAAUGUUGAUCAAUGUGUAGACGAUGUCGAGAUAAAGGAUUUGUUUUUAAUUAUGGGAAGAGAGUUGGUGAGAAUGGACCACGUCCCAGCUGGUAAUAUCGUUGGCGUGGUUGGGUUAGAUAAUGCUGUUCUCAAGAAUGCCACCUUGUGUUCUCAAAUCCCCGAUGACAAGCCAUACAUCAAUUUCUCCUCCACGUCAACCUUGAUCCAUAAUAAACCAAUCAUGAGGAUAACUGUUGAACCAACAAACCCAAUGAAGUUGGCAAAGUUGGAACACGGUUUAGAUUUACUUGCCAAAGCUGAUCCUGUUUUAGAGUGGUAUAUUGAUGACGAGUCUGGGGAAUUGAUUGUUUGUGUGUCAGGGGAGCUUCAUUUAGAAAGAUGUUUGAAAGAUUUGGAGGAGAGGUUUGCAAAAGGUUGUGAAGUUUCUAUCAAGGAGCCGGUCAUACCAUUUAGAGAAUCAUUGGCUGACGAUGUGGUGAACAAAGAAAGAGCUGGGGACCAAGUUGACGAAGAGCAAGAAGAAGACAAUGAACUUGUGAGCCUUGAAUUUGAUGUUUCUCCAUUACCUAACGAAAUCACACAAUUCUUGAUUAGUAGCGAAGGUUUACUCAAUGAAAUUGCGAAAAAUAAAGGCCAUAGCCUGGAGGUUAAGAGUUUAUUGUGCGAAAAAUUGAUUUCAGUAGUCAAUCAAGAACAGGCAUUCGUUGGAUUUGAGAACGCCAAAUCAUUUGUUGAUCACAUAGUAGCAUUUGGCCCCAAGAGAGUUGGUCCCAACAUUCUUUUGGAUAAAACAAACAAGUUGAAGCAUUUAUUUGCUGCAGAAACCCCUAUCGAAGCAUUUCCAUAUGAAAACAAUAUAUUAAAUGGUGCUCAAUUAGCACUUAAUGAGGGUCCUUUAGCGGCUGAGCCCAUGCAAGGUGUGAUUGUCAUUUUGAAGAGAGCUGUGAUCAACGAUGUCGACGAGGACAAGGUUUUGAUCAAUCGCGGGAAAAUCAUUAACCAGACAAAAGCAUUGAUUCACAAACAGUUUUUAUCAAAGUCGCCGCGUUUGCUUCUUGCAAUGUAUACAUGUGAAAUCCAAGCUGCCGCUGAGGUUUUGGGUAAAGUUUAUGCAGUUGUACAAAAACGUGAAGGGUCCAUCAUCUCGGAGGAAAUGAAAGAAGGAACUCCAUUUUUCACAGUUGUUGCAAGAAUACCCGUCAUUCAAGCUUUUGGUUUUAGUGAGGAUAUUAGGAAGAAAACCUCAGGUGCCGCUAGUCCGCAACUAGUUUUUGAUGGAUAUGAUGUUCUUGACAUUGAUCCAUUUUGGGUGCCUCAUACCGAGGAAGAGUUGGAAGAAUUGGGUGAAUAUGCAGAGAGAGAAAAUGUUGCAAGAAGAUACAUGAAUAACAUUAGGAGAAGGAAAGGUUUAUUUAUCGAUGAAAAAGUCGUCAAGAAUGCUGAAAAGCAAAGGACUUUGAAAAAGGAUUAG